CACGAUAAUUUCCCAAUAUGGCGGCUCAGUGCUACACGCGUCAAGUGCAAUCGCAGCAGUUGUGAUUUGUCCCAGUGAAUUCUGCAGUUUUAUUCAAUUUGCGAUCGAUUUCACUGGUGUCGGGGGAUAUUUUAGCGCCGUGGGCUUAUCGUGUGGGGUUUUUCAACGGUUUUAUCAUUGAAUCCAACGGGAAAAUAGCGUUCAAAGGCAUGGGCAGGUCCAGAUCGCGCAGUAAAUCGCCGAGUAGACGGCGUCACAAGAGCAAACACUCGCGGAAGCGAUCCAAGUCGAGAGAGAAACGGAGUAAUAGUAAAUAUGCCGAGAAGCCGAAGGAGAGGAGCUCAAAGUCAAGAAAACGAUCGCAUUCUCCGUCAUUCAGCAGUGAUUCAGAUGUCUCUGACGAUGUCCACAUCGUCAGCCACAAGAAACGCUCCUACAGAGACAGAGAUCGCAAGAUGGACGAGGUUGAACGCCUGGCGGAAAUGGAGAGGCAGAGGAAAAAGAAAGAAUUAACGACCAAUAUCCUCGCUACGAGUGCACUUCGACGACAACGUGAAUCCGAGCAGAAACUCGUGGAGGAGGAGGCGGCCAAGAGGAUCGAGGAGCUCGUCCAGAAGCGCGUUGAGGAAGAAUUGGAGAAGAGGAAGGAAGAGAUUGAAGCCGAGGUGCAAAGACGCGUUGAAGAGGCUAAAAGAGCCAUGGAGCGUCAGAUGAUGGAGGAGAUGGAGUGGCGCCAGGCUAAACUACGAGAGGAGGAGAAACGUAGAGAGGAGGAAGAGCGGAAGAAACGCGAGGAGCUCGAAAGGAUUCUGGAGGAAAACAACAGGAAAAUUGAGGAGGCCCAAAAGAGAUUGGCCGAGGACAGACUGGCAAUGGUCGAGGAGCAACGUCUCCUGGAGGAAGAGCGCCAGAAAAUGAGAAAAGAGCAAGAGAAACGUGUGAAAGAAGAACAGAAGAAAAUACUAGGGAAAAAUAAUUCGAGGCCCAAGCUCUCUUUUUCACUUAAACCAGUUACGUGAGUCUCGUGUGAAAUAAUUAUUUAAGUGGAGUUCUCAAUGUGAUAUUUCAUUACGUUCCGAGACGUUUUUAUUUUUCCCUGGAAGUGCACUGAUUGAAUUCAGCUGGAUUGACCCAGCACUUUUGAUUAAUUAACACGAGUCGAUCAAUCGAUGAUUGUCGAUGGUGUUAAUUAACGAACUGAGGUGCUGGAUCAAGUGGCCUGAAUUAAUUGUAGAGCUGAGAUGAUUCCUCGGUAACGCGUUGUUUAUUGAUGAUGCCAAUUAUAAUUGGAUUAUGCCAAUGUAAAUGAUUAUUACUCGUGUAAUUGAGAUAAUGUGCUUUUAAUCAAUUUUUCGAAUAAUCGUAAUCAAGAAGGAUAAAACCGUAAUUGUCGAAGUGAACAAUUAGGUAUUUAUAUAGGACUGUGGAUAUAAUUAAUGUUAUAUACAUGAUAAAGUUCAAUUUUUUUUAAUUAGUUCAUCUUGUCAUUUUUUACAUUAAAUAAAUAUUUUAAUGCCAUUAUGUACAGAACAGAUUGAGGAAGAAUAAGCGAGAAAAUAUGAUGAAUGAA
This is a messenger RNA of Diachasma alloeum, 1570 nucleotides long. It is a transcript of the gene Arglu1, whose product is annotated as UPF0430 protein CG31712. NCBI's taxonomy places the organism in Eukaryota, Metazoa, Arthropoda, Insecta, Hymenoptera, Braconidae. The transcript is spliced from 6 exons. Gene Ontology annotation, cellular component: nucleoplasm; mitochondrion. Gene Ontology annotation, molecular function: cadherin binding. The record is from RefSeq and is a predicted model, not a curated record. Bases 210 to 1019 code for a protein of 269 amino acids.